GAGAGAGAGAGAGAAAGAGGCAGAGCGAGGGACUGCAAGAAAAGUUAUCUGAGCUCAGAGCGCUCACAAAUCACUUUGUCACCAGCAAGCUCUGACAAGCACCAGGAGGGAGAGCGCACAACAGAGAGGCAGAGUUAAAUAGAGGUGUGAAUAGGGAGUUGUGUCAGUGGAGACUCGAAGGGAGAAGGUGUGAAGGAGCUGUAGAGGGCAUAAAUGAGGUGAUACCGAUGGAUGGAUAGAGACAAGAGAGGACAGAGACUACGAUCCAACUCCCAAAACAUCGCAAAGAUAAGAGGGACUGUUACUUCUGCUACUGCUGUCGUUGCUGCUGCUGCGUCUGGAUGGUUCACUCAUUUAAAGAGAAGGUGUGUCAAACUCUAAUAUCUGUUACUGGAGGACAGCGUUUCAUUGACACUGACAUUUUGAGGUUCCGAUAGCGGACCUGCUUGAGCUAUUUUAAUCUCAGACUUUGGUACAUAGAGAGCAUAACACUAUCAUACUAUCAUGUUUGAGAAUGAAGAGACUGAUAGAGAGACAGCUGCUCUGUCUGUGAAGUAGACAUGAGUCGCAGGCGUUGAAAGCAAUUUCUGGUGUACUGCAGCUGUACACAGAUCACAUGUUGUUAUUGGGAAAAAAGAGGUAGUCAGAGCAGAGAGCAAGACACGUUCAUAAAGUCUUAGGGGCAUGCACCGGUUCGUGAUUGGUGUUGAAUAAGUUGGGUAAUUACAUUUUUUUUAAGCACCAUUCCUUCCAUUCACUUUAGAUAUUUGAUUAGCUCUGGGCUGACUCAAAAAGCCCCCCCGAGAGUUUUAUCUGGGCUGUAAAGGAAGCCAGAGGUCAUCUGAUCAAACUUCAAAAACAGAGAAAUAGGAAGGCCAUUUUUUCACUUUAGGCACAGGACAUUGCAUUGCUAUUUUCUCUUCCUUAGAGACUAACUAAGAGAGGGCCUAUCUGUCACUAAUUCCAUACAGAACAGCUCUGAAUGAUCUGUGAAGAGACCCUGUUGGCCAAACAAGACAGGAAGCAGUGCCAGAUUAAAAGCUUCAGUCUCAGAUAGUAAGUGAGUUGGACUCUGCCAACACCAAACUUCACUUUGCUGAGUGUUGUACAGCUUCUCUCACAUUCGCUCAGCUGGCCUCGGGGGACAUGUAAUGAGAGACUGCUUGGUGAGCAUUACAGCACUGAGCUGACACGUGGAGGAGUAUAUACCGCUCUGCUCUGAAUGAGACGGGAUUUAAUCUAAUAUUGCUGGCCGAGGCUUGAAAACAUAUCGAUGACAAGUUGGUCUGUAAGUACAAAACCACGUCUGUUGACUAUCUGAUUGUUUGGGGCUGAUGGGAGCUGCAGAGGCCUUCUGAGUCUCGGGGGCACUGGCUGCGUGCACGUUUGGAUGGAAUCUUUUAGCAUUUGACAGCUUCACUCUGGACUCACUUCAGAGUCUGGGACGUCAUUGUGUUACCUGUGUGGCUGAGUCAGAGGCUGGCUCAUCACUCGAUGUCUGUCCGCCCACUGGGAUUCUCUCAAUCUGACUUUGUGCAAAGAAGACACAAGAGUUAGGUGGUUUUCACAGCAGCAGCGACAGCUGUGGCACCAGUAGUCGUGAAUUUUCAGGACUCUCCACACUGCUGUAAUUGUUCUGUCGUGUGUAAACACCUUGCGUCAGUCACACCUCUCCACGGAGUGAUUCACUGUUCCCUACACAUCCCCAGUUAGAGGCAGGUAUUGAAAGAAAGGUGAGGGAGAAUUUGCUAAAGCCCAGAGCGCAUAAGUGGCUGCACUGUCCGGCUGUCACCAUGAAACUGGGAUUCUUGAUGCUGGUGGUUGUGUACACCGUGGGCAACGUAAGCAGUAUGUCUACGUGUAAGACUGUGGACUUGGAGAUGGUGAAGAAGAAGCGCAUCGAGGCCAUUAGGAGCCAGAUCCUCAGCAAACUGCGAUUGCCGAAAGCGCCCGAGCCGGAUCAGGCUGGAGAUGAUGAGAACAUCCCGACCAACCUGCUGUCACUCUACAACAGCACCAAGGAGAUGCUGAAGGAGCAGCGGACCGAUGUCCAGGUAGACAUCGCCACCGAGCAGGAAGAGGAGGAGUACUUCGCCAAAGUGCUACACAAGUUCAACAUGACCAAAAAAAACGACACAGACACCACACAGAAGUCCAAAAUCAUCCCGAUGUUCUUCAGCAUCUCGGAGAUACGGCAAAGUGUGGGGGAUUACCGCCUGCUGACCACCGCAGAGAUACGGAUGCUCAUCAAGAACCCCAGGAUUGACGUUGAGCAGCGAGUGGAGCUGUACUAUGCUCAGGGAAACUCGACCCGAUACCAUGAUUCCCGCUUCAUCACAAAUGAACUGAAAGACAAAUGGGUGUCUUUUGACGUCACUGAACCCCUGCGGGACUGGCUCAAAGGGACCGAGGAUGAGCGGAGCUUCCAACUUCGAGUGUAUUGCGAAUGUGGCCAGGCCGGUACUGACUUCAAAUUCAGCAUCUCUGGGACUGGGGCCGGCCGAGGAGACACGGAAAUUUUAGUAAAGAUGACGCAACAACCACCGUACAUCCUGACCAUGUCAAUCCCUCAAAGCACCGCCAGCCACCCCAUCUCACGCAAGAGACGCUCCACAGAGACGAGGGAUACCUGCACAGCCCAAACAGAGACCUGCUGCGUGCGGAGCUUGUACAUCGACUUCAGGAAAGAUCUGGGCUGGAAGUGGAUACACAAGCCGACGGGAUACCACGCCAACUACUGCAUGGGAUCUUGCACCUACAUCUGGAAUGCUGAAAAUAAAUAUUCUCAGAUUUUGGCUCUGUAUAAGCAUCACAACCCAGGAGCGUCUGCCCAGCCCUGCUGUGUUCCCCAGGCACUGGAGCCUCUGCCAAUCCUCUACUACGUGGGCAGGCAACACAAGGUGGAGCAGCUGUCCAAUAUGAUUGUGAAGUCCUGCAAGUGUAGCUAAAGACUCAACGUGGCACACUGCUCUGGGUCCUCUCAAAGCACACAGGGAUGGAACAAGGGAUGCAUGAGACUACAGAGAAGAGCACGAGAUAAAGAAGAAGAGAUAAUGUGGACAAGGGGAACAGCAUAUUUAAAAACCAUCAGGAACCCCGGGUUUUCUCCUGCAAGCUCUGCCAUUAUCACAGUGGACAUACAUGAAAUCAUGGACUUCUUUUUUAUAGAUGUUAGUGAUUACAUUGUUUGUUUGUUUUUUAAUGUAUAUACUUUUUCCUUGCAAAAAUAUCUGCCUGUAAAUGACUUAAUUUAUUUGCUGGAUGGACAGAUCUGUUAAGAAGUGACACACAUGUAAAAGUGUGUGACAUUAAAAAAAAAAAAAAAAAAGGAUUUAAAUGAUAUGUUAUAAUCAAAAAAGUUGAACAAAGAAAAACAAAACAAAACACGAGGACCAAAAUGACCUUCACGGAAGAACUUUUGUUUUCAGUUGAUUGCCUCGGACAUUUCCAGUCACCACCACAACACUUUCCAAAAGCGGUUAUAAUAAAAGGUGCUAUUUCCCAGGUGGAGAGCUGUGGUUGUUGGGGUUUUCCUGGAAGAUAACGCUGCAGGUGUUUUUGAAAGGAGCUGCAUCGUAAAGGACAGAAGAAAAAAAAAAAAAAAACCCACAGAGAUGGUCCAACCUGGGGAAACUCCCUCUGACUGAAAGGCUGGACUCGUCAGCCAACCGUGCAGUUCGCAGGAACCGUCCAUCAGUUUUACUUGCUUGUUUGUUUUCACAGCCCAUGUCCUUUUUUACAAUGCAUUUUUUUUUGUCAGUAUGUUUAUUAUAGAAUGUCAAAUUGUCCUAAAGCUUCCUGGUUUGUCAAAGCCAAAGGGUAAUAUCAGCGGUCAGAGUGAAGACACCAUGUUUUCUCCCUCUGAGGAUUUACAGCCAGAAUGUUGUCUUUAUAUGGUGAAGGUCAGGGGAUGUGGUUGUGGUGUUGGUUUUAGGGAAGCCAUUCAGACUUUCUUUUUUUUUUUUUUAUCGCCAUGAUAAAUUAUUGCCUUUAAUUUCACGAGGUUUCUUUCAGGAGGAAGUUUUUUUUUUUUUUAACUUUCGUCUGAAAUGUUUUUUCAUAACUCGAGAACUUUAUUCAGCUUCUACGCUCUGGGAAUAAGACCCACACAGUUUUCAGCUUUUCAAAUUUUUAUAGUGCACUUACUAUUUGAAAUUUGUAUUUGUAAAUAUUUAAAAAUGAAAUAAACAUGUUAAAUUAUCACA
Molecule: messenger RNA, 4205 nt
Organism: Stegastes partitus (bicolor damselfish)
Lineage: Eukaryota; Metazoa; Chordata; Actinopteri; Pomacentridae
Gene: tgfb1a
Product: transforming growth factor, beta 1a
Exons: 6
Coding region: 1794-2948 (384 amino acids)
Biological process (GO): transforming growth factor beta receptor signaling pathway; regulation of cell population proliferation
Cellular component (GO): extracellular region
Molecular function (GO): growth factor activity; cytokine activity; transforming growth factor beta receptor binding
Source: RefSeq, a predicted model, not a curated record